CCUGAAGGCAGCCUAACUUUUCUCAGUACGGUGAGUUUGGCUUGGCGGUGAUUUAUCGUACCAUCUGAACGGUUUGGACGAGUUUAGGAGCCGGGUUUGGCUUUGAAAGGAAGGGAGUGAUUGGACAGUGAGUCAGGAGGAUGAAGAAACUGCACAGCUGAUGACGCUCGGCGGUGGUUUCCUCUAUUUCCCAGGUCAAAUCAGUAAACGUGGUUGUUUUGGAGGAACUUUGACAUGUAGCUCGUCACACUGUGGGAUGUGCACGUCCUGUUCAAGUGUCUCCGCGCUCUGUGAAACUCUGUGAAAAGUUUUUUGUUGUUGUUAUUUUCUGCCACGCAACCGAAUUUUUGUAGCAAAAAUGUUGAAGAACUUGUUUCGUUCUUCUGUCGCGGUGGAGGAAGUUUUUCCAGCGAGGAGUCGGUGGACUUUAGCGGCGGUCGCUGUGGUCCUCCUCGGUUUGUUUGCUUCGUCCUGCUGGGCGGAGGAACCGUCCUGUCACGGAGCCUACGACCUGUACUUUGUUCUAGACAAGUCUGGAAGCGUUGGUGCCGACUGGUUUGAGAUUUACUCAUUCGUAAAGAACCUUACUGACAGAUUUGUGAGCCCGAGGAUGAGAGUCUCCUUCAUUGUUUUCUCUGCCCAAGCACACAUCCUGCUGCCUCUGACUGGAGACAGAUACAAGAUAGAAGAGGGUCUGAGGACCUUGCGGGAUGUGAAACCGGCAGGUGACACAUACAUGCACGAGGGAAUAAAAAAGGCCUCAGAUCAGAUACAGCAACAGGGCACGAAGUCCUCGAGCAUCAUCCUGGCUUUGACAGACGGGAAACUUGAGGUUUUUAUCCAUGAGCUCACAGUGAAAGAGGCUGAUGAGGCACGGAAAUAUGGUGCUCGAGUUUACUGCGUGGGUAUCAAGGACUUUGAUGAGCAGCAGCUUGCUGCUAUUGCGGACACCAAGGACAAUGUGUUUCCUGUCAAAGAUGGCUUCCACGCACUCAAAGGCAUCGUUAAUUCCAUAUUAAAGCGAUCUUGCACAGAGAUCGUGACUGUGGAGCCCUCCAGCGUAUGCGUGAAUGAGUCCUUCGACAUCGUCCUCAGAGGGAAUGGCUUCGCCCCUGGACGCAGCAGUGAAGGCGUCGUCUGCGUCUUCAUGGUUGGCCAACAAACCUUCACUCAUACGCCGAGCGACGUGCGUAAUGAUUAUCUGCUGUGUCCUGCACCAAAGCUCUAUGAAGUCGGACAGACUAUGGAUGUUCUCAUCAGCCUAAACAAUGGCAAGUCCUUCAUCUCCAGCGCCUACACCAUCACCGCUUCCACAUGUUCGGAUGGUUUGGUGGUGGCCAUCGUCUUCCUGGUGCUGCUGAGCCUUGUGGCUCUGGCUCUCAUGUGGUGGUUCUGGCCUCUCUGCUGCAAAGUGGUCAUCAAAGACCCGCCGCCACCUCCUCCACCCUCCCGUCCUCCACCACCUGAGCCAGAACCACUCCCCAAGAAGAAGUGGCCGACCGUGGACGCUUCUUACUACGGAGGAAGAGGAGCUGGAGGGAUCAAACGCAUGGAGGUGCGCUGGGGUGAAAAGGGCUCCACCGAGGAGGGGGCCAGACUGGAGAAAGCAAAGAAUGCCGUAGUGUCCAUGCCAGAGGAUGUAGACGAGCCAAUGAACAAACGCCCCCCCCAGAAGCCUGCCCCCACCCACCAUCGGACAGAGAACAAAUGGUACACUCCCAUCAAGGGUCGUCUCGAUGCUCUGUGGGCUUUGUUGCGUCGACAGUAUGAUCGAGUCUCCCUAAUGCGUCCGACUUCUGGAGACGAGGGUCGGUGUAUUAAUUUCAGCCGUGUGCAGCAUCAGUAGAAGAGAGCUGUGUGAAAACCAACGUGCUGACCGCUGUGGACAAGAGAAGAAUGUCAG
Messenger RNA from Monopterus albus (swamp eel), 1903 nucleotides. RefSeq names its product ANTXR cell adhesion molecule 2a (gene antxr2a). The coding region runs from base 359 to 1846 and encodes 495 amino acids. Gene Ontology annotation, molecular function: transmembrane signaling receptor activity. Gene Ontology annotation, cellular component: cell surface; plasma membrane. The transcript has 17 exons. NCBI's taxonomy places the organism in Eukaryota, Metazoa, Chordata, Actinopteri, Synbranchiformes, Synbranchidae. The record is from RefSeq and is a predicted model, not a curated record.